Messenger RNA from Seminavis robusta, 2163 nucleotides. The record is from the annotation of a GenBank genome assembly. Lineage: Eukaryota; Bacillariophyta; Bacillariophyceae; Naviculales; Naviculaceae.
AUGAUCUCGACAACCUUAGUUUUGUUGUUCGCGACGGCGAUGGUGGUGACAGGCAGCGUUGUUCCUGUCGAUGAAAAUCACCGAACCUUACUCCAGCUCGGACAGAACCUCUUCGGAAACAAUCCUUCGUCCUCGCAUUCGCAGCUUGACCUGUCUGCUUUUGGCUCGGCCGUUGACGUCUCGGACGACGGAAGUCGCAUGGCUGUAGGAGCACCCGAAGAGAACGGUGGAGCGGUCCUUUUAUACGAACGUGAUUUGUCUCUCGCUAUCGAUUCUAAUUGGCGGCUCGUGUGGAAACUUCUUGCUGGCGUUCCUGGCGAAGACCUCGGGAAGCAUUUCUCGCUCUCGAAUGAUGGACACACCGUUGCCGUUCGAAUUAACAACAAAGAUCUCUCGACUGGCCUCGUCGAAGUCUGGUCCGACAAGUCGACAGGAAAUAUGACCAUGCUUGGUGCUCCCAUUCUUGUGUGCGGCGAAUCGCUUGGCGGAGCCGUAAAGCUUGGAGAGACUCUGGCGUCGUCGAUCUUCGGCGCCAGAACGUGGCUUGUCGUGAGCUGCGAACACGCGAACAAUGAUCAAGGUAAAGUCAGGUUGCUAUACUUUGACGAAUCGAAUAAGAUCUGGACUACUUUCACCGAGAUGAAAGGCGAAGCCCCUCGUGCUCUCUUCGGGCAGUCCAUCGACUUGUAUACUGCCCUUCCAAACUUCAUCCUUUUGGCUGUGUCAUCUCCGUACUAUGACGAUCAUCGAGGCAAAGUUCAAAUCUUUUACAUCAACAAGGAGUCAUACGCAUCGCAGCUGCGGAACACUGUGGAAGGUGAAUCAGCAGGAGACCUGUUUGGUCUCAUCAUGCGAAUGAACGACAGAGGAGCACCUACUCUAGGGAUCGGAGCUCCACAAUGUUCUUCAACUCCUGGUGCGAGUGGUUGCAUGUAUGUGUACCAAUGGGGUCGCCCUAACGCUACGGAGCCACUGGGGUGGUCAAGCAUUCACAUGGGUGCUAUGAGCGGAGUUUCAGCUCUGGCCAUUUCUUCAGGUCCCUCCGUUCGCAUUGCAACAGCUUCGAUGCAUCCUUUCUGCAACGAGACAGGAUUGAUCCGCUUGUACGAGAUAGGCUCAAGUGACACUCCCACAAUUGUUGGCAGUCUUCGAAUCCCGAACUAUGCCACGGUCCCAUCAAUGAACCAUGUUGAGAGUUCGUACGACUGGUUGAAACGGGGAUUCGCAGUUGGGCUCAACAUGGAUGGGUCGGUCAUCGCGGCAGGCUCUGCUUACGGUGAUUAUCGGCAUGGUCGUAAUGCAUCAGCUAUAGGUAUUGUCCGAACCUUGAUCGAGCCUGCUGUUGUCGAGAUCUUUAGCAGCUCGCCCCCGCCAUCCUUUUCACCUACCAGCUGCGAGAUCUUGUUCCCGACGGCCUCACCUUCACAAUUGUAUCUGACCGCUUCACCCAUGGCUCCGCAGCCUCCGCAAGGCCCAGAAAGCAAGACUACUGCUCCGAGCUACCCUCUCAACUCUCCCACCUCAGCUCAUCCAAUAGGCUACGAUCUCUCACCCCACCAACCUACGCACAUGCAUCCAAGUCUGGGCAGCCCCAAUCUUGGCCCGAAUCAUCCUCUGAACUCUCCAAACUCGGCCCCAACGCUAUUUGAUCCAACAGACUCCCAUCUCUCACCAAGCCCAAGUUCAAACGAGCAGCAAAUGAAUCCGAGUCUGGGCAAUCCACCUACCAAGGUUUACUCUUUUAGCCCUACCCAUCCUCUCGACUCUUCCACCUCAGCCCCUUCUCAGUUUGAUCCAAUGGACUCGGAUUAUUCACCCAGCGAGACACCACAAGGGGAACCAAUGCAUCCCGGCAAUGUUCCUACCGGUAUAGAUACCCACGUCCGUAAACCGACAAGAGUUACUCCAGUUCACCAGAACGUCACAAUUCGUGAACCAAACAGGGCGGCACCCUUGAACCCACCGGACGAGGAGACUGCAAUCGACGACACGGACAGUCCUGCCCAUGGUGCUGACCGAAACCCUCCUGUUUUGUGGCUAAUUUCCCUAAGUGUGCUUUUGGCCGGUGGGAUCGGUUAUUGCGGCCGACGAGCUUGCUGCAAAUCGUCGAGGAGCGAUGAUCCUGCUGAUGCGGACAGCGGUACCGGUAUCGAUGAGGUUUGA